UAAGAGGCCUCAGUGCCGCCUGAUUUUCGUCCCUCCGCUAUCCAGGCAGGAGUUUUAGGCCGCAGUGCAGGCCUGGUGUAGUCUCCUGUCUGGACAGAGCAAGAAGUGAACAAUGCAGAAGGACACUGGCCCUCUAGUGCCUUUGCAUUGGUUUGGCUUUGGCUACGCAGCACUGAUUGCAUCUGGUGGGAUCAUGGGUUAUGCAAAAGCAGGUAGUGUGCCGUCCCUGGCUGCUGGGCUCCUCUUCGGGGGUUUAGCAGGCCUGGGUGCUUAUCAGCUGUCUCAGGAUCCCAGGAACAUUUGGGUUUUCCUAGCUACAUCUGGGACCUUGGCUGGCAUUAUGGGGAUGAGAUUCUACCACUCCGGAAAAUUUAUGCCUGCAGGUUUUAUUGCAGGUGCCAGUUUGCUGAUGGUUGCCAAAGUGGGAAUUCAUAUGUUGAGCAGACCUCAUCAGUAGUGAUCGUGUCCUAGCUUGGACUCAUGAAGAAUUAAAAAUCUCUAAACUUUUACUGUUUUCAGUGUAUCAAGAGAGAAAAGCACAAGAUUUCUGUAUCUCUGACAUGCUACUUUAAAAAAAAAAAAAAAGACACUGAACUUGAUGGGAAAAUUCUCAGCCUUUAGCGUUAUAACCCUACACAGGUGACAAAUGUAUAACACAAAGCUUAACAAAACACUCAUACAGUUUGAUUCUUAUAUACUGAUGUUAUCUCUUUCUGUUAUCUAUUGAGUAAAAUUUCAAGGCGCAAAAUUUUAGGUAUCAACAUUGGGCACCCUGAAACCUCGUGCCCUAGUCCCUUAAAAAAUUCUGUUCAGGGGAACAGAAUGAAAAAAAUCUCUUAGGAGAUUUAGGAUAUCUGUUCUUUUGCUUAUCUUACAGCACAGACCUACUUUGAAAUUAUGUCAAAUGAAAUAUGUAAUAUCAGUGAAAAUAAAGUUUACUAUGAAUAA
Messenger RNA from Otolemur garnettii (small-eared galago), 948 nucleotides. Its product is annotated as transmembrane protein 14C. Gene Ontology annotation, cellular component: mitochondrial membrane. The record is from RefSeq and is a predicted model, not a curated record. Gene Ontology annotation, biological process: regulation of heme biosynthetic process. The transcript has 6 exons. NCBI's taxonomy places the organism in Eukaryota, Metazoa, Chordata, Mammalia, Primates, Galagidae. Bases 113 to 457 code for a protein of 114 amino acids.